Molecule: messenger RNA, 525 nt
Organism: Parnassius mnemosyne (clouded apollo)
Lineage: Eukaryota; Metazoa; Arthropoda; Insecta; Lepidoptera; Papilionidae
Source: the annotation of a GenBank genome assembly
AUGAUUACCUUUGUCCAGUUCGCCAGCUUUUUCAUAUUCCUGGUGUCGGUGGAAACGGUGGCGACGGUGGGUAGUGCGGUACUCAACACGUGGGUAGGAGGGGGCAGUGAGCUUCGCGUCCAUUUCUACAAGAACUCAACCGUUGAAGAUGAGGGUGGUCAUGCAUUCUGGGAUAGUUUACAAUCUGAGAACCAGUGCUGCGGCGUAGACGGUCCCCAGGACUACGCUAUUGUCCAUCGCGAGAUCCCAUCCUCGUGCUGUGCCCGAGCACACCCGCUUAGAGAAGGUGGAGCUAGGAGGCACCUUCAUGCGUCUUGUCUCUCUGAAAAAUCAUACUAUAUGACAGGUUGCGAGGAGACUCUUCGUCAGAAAAAAUCAUUUAAAGGAAAGAUAUUUAUAACUACUGGAGUUGUUUUCGUGUUGCUUGAGAUCAUGUGCAUAAUCCUAGCUAUUUGGAUGGCUAGAACGAUAAGGUCUGAGCGUCGAAGAUUGCAGCAAAACUUACAAGCUCACUUCGAAACCUAA